Messenger RNA from Ustilago hordei, 504 nucleotides. RefSeq lists its product as uncharacterized. The record is from RefSeq and is a predicted model, not a curated record. Gene Ontology annotation, molecular function: DNA binding. The transcript has 4 exons. NCBI's taxonomy places the organism in Eukaryota, Fungi, Basidiomycota, Ustilaginomycetes, Ustilaginales, Ustilaginaceae. Bases 1 to 504 code for a protein of 167 amino acids. Gene Ontology annotation, biological process: nucleosome assembly. Gene Ontology annotation, cellular component: nucleosome.
AUGUCUGCCGCCGCCGCCAAGCCCGUCGCCAAGAAGGCCGCCUCCAAGAAGGCUGCUGGCACCAGCGUCUCCUACGAGGCGAUGAUCAAGGAGGCCAUCCUUGCCCACCCCGCUGACGCCCGUGCUGGUAUCGGCCGUGCCACCAUCAAGAAGUACAUCCAGUCUCACCACCCCGAGACCGCCAAGGGCUCCGAGGCCAGCUUCAACACUCGUGUCAACCAGGCUAUCACCCGCGGUGCCGAGAAGAAGACCUUCCUCCUUCCCAAAGGCCCUUCCGGCAAGGUCAAGCUCGCCCCCAAGGCCAAGGUCGAGAAGAAGGCUCCCGCCGCCAAGAAGCCUGCUGCCAAGAAGGUCGCAGCUAAGAAGCCUGCCGCCAGCAAGACGGCUGCCAAGAAGCCCACUGCCAAGAAGGUUGCCUCGUCAACGGCCACCAAGGCCAAGAAGCCUGCUGCCAAGAAGGCUGCCAAGCCCGCCGCCAAGAAGACCGCUGCCAAGAAGGCAUAA